GCGUCGGCGGCUCGGCGGUUUGCAGCAGCUUUCCGUGGAGCGCCGCGCGUAGCAAGCGGCUGCAUGCGCUGCUCGGCUAUAUCCGGAGUCGCGCCCCCGCCAGCCGCAGUCCAGCACACUCCACGCCGCCGCCCGCACCGCAACCACCGGCCACACCAUGACGGACGCACUGGAUUCUGAGCAAGUCCAAAUGCUCAAGCGGGCCUUCUCCAUGUUCGACUCUGGAAAGACGGGUCGCAUCGACAAGGAGAAGGUGCGCACCAUCCUGCAGACUCUCGGGCUCAUGAUCGACGAGCUCGAGUUGGAGGCGCUUGUCGCGGACGAGGACAAGGACGAGAACGGUCGCCUGAAUUUUGAAGCGUUCUGUCGCGUCGCCACGCACUUCCUGGACGAGGACGAUGAGGUCAUGCAGAAGGAGCUGAAGGAGGCGUUCCGUCUCUACGACAAGGAAGGCAACGGUUACAUCCCAACAUCGAGUCUGCGCGAGAUCUUGGCGGCGCUAGACGACCAGUUGACGCCGGACCAGCUGGACGAGAUGAUCGCUGAGAUCGACACUGACGGCUCCGGCACCGUGGACUUCGACGAGUUCAUGGAGAUGAUGACCGGAGACUGAACGCUGAACAGCCAAGCACCGCUGCCACAAGUGCGCCAUUUCAUGAUCUGGGCGUAGCUCCAUCCAUCAUCAUCUGUUACAUCAAAUGAACUGAAUACAAUUUGCAGUCUGUGGAUACCUUUCAGUUGCUGUAUACAUCAUCUACAAAUAAAGCGCUUUUUGUUAUCUU
Molecule: messenger RNA, 782 nt
Organism: Schistocerca piceifrons (Central American locust)
Lineage: Eukaryota; Metazoa; Arthropoda; Insecta; Orthoptera; Acrididae
Product: troponin C-like
Exons: 6
Coding region: 158-613 (151 amino acids)
Molecular function (GO): enzyme regulator activity; calcium ion binding
Source: RefSeq, a predicted model, not a curated record